Molecule: messenger RNA, 1308 nt
Organism: Botrytis fragariae
Lineage: Eukaryota; Fungi; Ascomycota; Leotiomycetes; Helotiales; Sclerotiniaceae
Product: putative cop9 signalosome complex subunit 12 protein
Exons: 5
Coding region: 1-1308 (435 amino acids)
Biological process (GO): post-transcriptional tethering of RNA polymerase II gene DNA at nuclear periphery; poly(A)+ mRNA export from nucleus; transcription elongation by RNA polymerase II
Cellular component (GO): transcription export complex 2
Molecular function (GO): double-stranded DNA binding; RNA binding
Source: RefSeq, a predicted model, not a curated record
AUGGAUGCGUUUUUGCAUGAGUUCAAGGCCGCCUACAAUGAGGGAAAUGGCUACAGUGUGUCCAUGACCCUUUAUCCUGUCGCCCCUGCUUCAAACCCCAACAGACUUCGAGAAUUCUAUCGAAGUACAAACUUCGAACAUGUCAAGAAAGACAUCGAGUAUCGACUUCUGUAUGAUGAUCGAUCUCCGUUGAAUUGUUCGGUGGAAGAAGGUCGGGCAUGGGUGGACGUUUACUGCGCCUUUUGGAAGUUCAUUGGUUUCAUGUCCAAUGCAGAGGCCGCUCCUGAAGACAACUCAAAGGAUGCAUGGACAAAGGUAUAUGAAUCAUGGAAAGAAGUAACAAAUGCUCUUCAUCGUGGUUAUAGUGCCUGCGGAUUUGAAGCUUGGACUGUACCUUGCUUAUACGUAGCUGGCAAAUAUUUACGAAUCUUUGCCAUCAAAGCUGAUGAAGCAAGUGGCACCGUAUCGAAUGCAGCUAUGAACUACCAGGAUGAUUUGAAUCCAGAGUCAGAGACAAACGAAAAGCUGGAAGAUGCUGCUCGACAACUGAAUCGUAUAUUUACAUUAUGUCUCAGCGACCGAGCAUCCCUUGAAGAGUCUAGGAAAUGGGCUACUUACAAUAUUAUCAAUUUAUUGUUUAAGACCUACUUCAAACUAAACUCUAUCGGAUUAUCAAGAAAUAUUCUCAACGCGAUCCAAGCAUAUCGAGGUGAUAUGCCGAGCCUCGAAUCUUUUCCUAUGUCUCAUCAGGCAGAGAAAUAUCUCACCGAAGCAUGGACAUUAUGUCACAAGAGUGCGGUCAAAAAUAAAGAACUCAUCCUCACCUACCUGAUUCCCUGUCACCUCCUAACAACCCACACUCUCCCAACUCCAGCCCUCCUCCAACCAUAUCCCAAACUUCAAAAGCUUUUUGGCCCUCUCUCUCGAUGUAUCAAAAAAGGCGACCUCGCCGGUUUCGACGCUGCUCUCCUAGCCGGUGAAAACGAAUUCGUCAAACGUCGUAUCUACCUCACCCUAGAACGUGGCCGCGAUAUCGCUUUACGCAAUCUUCUACGCAAAGUAUUCAUCGCAGGUGGUUAUGAAGAAGCCAAGGAACCAACUGCUGCACCGGUAAGAAGGACUAGAAUCCCAGUUGCGGAAUUUGCUGCUGCGAUCAGUAUUGGGAGUAAAGAGACAAUGGAAAAUGAUGAAGUGGAAUGUUUACUUGCGAAUAUGAUUUACAAGAGCUUGAUGAAAGGUUACAUAUCACGAGCACAUGGAAUCGUGGUGUUAAGCAAAGGUGGCGCGUUUCCUGGAACAGGCGUUUAA